CUCAUGACAGGCUGCUGCAGGCUUCCGACAACAAACAUCACAUCGUUGUUUUAAACCCAGGCCUUUUUGACAUUAUAAAUGAAACCUAACAGCGAUAUUGUGCGUUUUUAAAUAUGCAGUAAAAUAUUUAGACGCUUAUUUUUUUGGAUAUAUUUAUUAACAAUGGCGGAAGUGGAGGAGCAGGCCAGAAAUCCUAGUGAGGAAUUCACUGAUGAAUCAGAGGAGGAGGACAGCGAGGAGGAGCCCAAGCUGAAAUACGAGCGUCUGUCCAACGGUGUGACAGAGAUCCUGCAGAAGGACGCGGCCAGCUGCAUGACCGUCCAUGACAAGUUUCUUGCAUUAGGUACCCAUUUUGGAAAGGUGUACCUGCUGGACAUCCAAGGGAAUGUAACUCAGAAGUUUGAAAUUAGUUCAGUGAAGAUCAACCAGAUCAGUCUGGAUGAAAGUGGAGAGCAUGUGGGCAUCUGCUCCGAGGACGGCAAGGUUCAAGUGUUCGGUCUCUAUACGAGGGAGGGGUUCCAUGAGAACUUCGACUGUCCCGUCAAAGUGGUGGCACUACACCCUCAGUUCACCAAAUCUAACUACAAACAGUUUGUCACCGGGGGCAAUAAGCUUCUUCUGUAUGAAAGAAACUGGCUGAGUCGCUGGAAGACGUCUGUUCUACAUGAAGGCGAGGGAUCCAUCACUAAUAUCCAGUGGAGAACGAACCUCAUCGCCUGGGCCAACAAUGUGGGAGUUAAAAUCUACGACAUCAGCACUAAACAGCGGAUAACAAACGUGCUGCGAGAUAACGUCAGCCUGAGACCCGACAUGUAUCCCUGCAGCCUGUGCUGGAAAGACAACGCCACUCUCAUUGUCGGCUGGGGCACUUCCAUUAAGAUUUGUGUCGUGAAAGAGCGAAAUCCCACCGAAAUGAGAGAUCUGCCCAGCCGCUAUGUGGAAAUAGUGUCUGCGUUCGACACAGAGUUUUUCAUCAGUGGCCUGGCACCGCUGGCAGAUCAGCUGGUCACGCUGUACUUUGUGAAGGAGAACUCUGAUCACAUGGAUGAGGAGUUUCGUGCACGGCCUCGCCUCGACAUCAUCCAGCCUCUCCCUGAGAACUGUGAGGAGAUAUCUUCAGACGCGCUGACUGUGCGCAACUUCCAAGACAACGAGUGCAGAGAUUACCGCCUCGAGCAUUCUGAGGGAGAGUCGCUCUUCUACAUCAUCAGUCCCAAAGACAUCGUCGUGGCCAAAGAGCGAGACCAAGACGACCACAUCGAUUGGCUGCUGGAAAAAAAGAAAUAUGAGGAGGCGCUGAUGGCUGCAGAGAUCAGUUUUAAAAACAUUAAGAGGCACGAUGUUCAGAAAAUCGGGAUGGCUUACAUCAAUCACCUGGUGGAGAGAGGAGACUACGACACUGCUGCAAGGAAAUGCCAAAAAGUUCUUGGAAAAAAUAUGGAGCUGUGGGAAAAUGAAGUUUACAGAUUCAAGACCAUCGGACAGUUGAAGGCCAUCAGCCAGUAUUUGCCCCGCGGGGAUCUGCGUCUCAGACCGGCCAUCUACGAAAUGAUCUUGCAUGAAUUUCUCAAAACUGAUUAUGAGGGUUUCGCCACUCUGGUCCGAGAAUGGCCCGGCGAGCUUUAUAACAACAUGGCCAUCGUUCAGGCCGUCAGCGACCAUCUGAAGAGAGACCCAACUAACAGCACCUUACUCACUACUUUAGCUGAACUCUACACUUACGAUCAGCGUUACGACCGAGCCUUAGAGAUCUACCUGAGACUGAGACACAAAGACGUCUACCAGCUGAUCCACAAACACAACCUCUUCUCUUCCAUCGAGGACAAGAUCGUCCUCCUCAUGGACUUCGAUAAAGAGAAAGCUGUUGACAUGCUUCUAGACAACGAGGACAAGAUAUCGACCGACAGAGUGGUGGAGGAACUAGCAGACAGACCUGAGCUUCUACAUGUGUACCUCCACAAACUGUUCAAGCGAGAUCACCACAAAGGCCAGAAGUACCACGAGAAACAGAUCGGCCUCUAUGCCGAGUACGACCGACCGAAUCUGUUACCGUUCCUGAGAGACAGCACCCACUGCCCGCUGGAGAAGGCUCUUGAGAUUUGCCAGCAGAGGAACUUCGUAGAGGAGACGGUCUUCCUGCUCAGCAGGAUGGGGAACUGCAGACGAGCCCUGCAGAUGAUCAUGGAGGAGCUGGCGGACGUGGACAAGGCCAUCGAUUUCGCCAAAGAGCAAGACGACGCCGAGCUUUGGGAAGAUCUCAUCUCGUACUCUAUCGACAAACCACCGUUCAUCACCGGCCUUCUCAAUAAUAUCGGAACCCACGUGGAUCCCAUCCUGCUCAUCCAUCGCAUUAAAGAAGGCAUGGAGAUCCCAAACCUCCGAGACUCACUAGUGAAAAUCCUGCAGGACUACAAUCUGCAGAUUCUGCUGAGGGAGGGAUGUAAGAAGAUCCUGGUGGCCGACUCGCUGUCUCUGCUUCAGAAGAUGCACCGAACGCAGAUGAGAGGAGUCAGAGUCGAUGAGGAGAACAUUUGUGAAUCCUGUCAUGCUACUAUAUUACCAUCAGAUAUGGCCAAAGCCUUCAGCGUGGUCGUGUUUCACUGCAGACACAUGUUUCAUAAAGAAUGUCUACCGUCCGCCGGAACAAUUCCUGGCGUGCAGUUUUGCAACAUCUGCAGUGCGAAGAAGCGCGGGCCAGGAAGUGGAAUACUGGAGAUGAAAAAGUAACUUGCAGCAUUUAUUAUUGAUGCUUUUAUCCUUUUCCCCUGUUGCUUCCCCUCCUCCUCCUCCCUCUCCCCCCCCCGCGACUGUCAGUGCACUGAUCGAUGAAUAUCACUUUCCCCCCUCAGUCACUGAACUGUACAAAAAUGCAAAACAUUUAUAUCGGAUUGUCUCUGUAUAUUUACCUCCAACAACUGUAAAGUGUUGCUUGUUCUGCUUUGCCACUAAUGUGAUUUUGUUGAUGAAAUGUUGAAAUGUGCAACGUCUGAAAAAUAAA
This is a messenger RNA of Scomber scombrus (Atlantic mackerel), 2998 nucleotides long. It is a transcript of the gene vps41, whose product is annotated as VPS41 subunit of HOPS complex. Gene Ontology annotation, cellular component: HOPS complex; late endosome. The coding region runs from base 163 to 2727 and encodes 854 amino acids. Gene Ontology annotation, molecular function: protein binding. The transcript has 28 exons. The record is from RefSeq and is a predicted model, not a curated record. Gene Ontology annotation, biological process: vesicle-mediated transport; endosomal vesicle fusion; cellular response to starvation. NCBI's taxonomy places the organism in Eukaryota, Metazoa, Chordata, Actinopteri, Scombriformes, Scombridae.